Daucus carota subsp. sativus is the source of this 1116-nucleotide messenger RNA. RefSeq names its product fasciclin-like arabinogalactan protein 14. Gene Ontology annotation, cellular component: plasma membrane. The record is from RefSeq and is a predicted model, not a curated record. Lineage: Eukaryota; Viridiplantae; Streptophyta; Magnoliopsida; Apiales; Apiaceae. Bases 1 to 1116 code for a protein of 371 amino acids. The transcript has a single exon.
AUGAGUUCUAAAGUGACACUCCUUUUUUCACUUUGCCUUCUGUUCUAUGCUGGUAAGGCCUUUAAUAUCACAGAACUUCUUAGCCAGAACUCGGAUUUUUGCACCUUCAAUAAUUACCUCACUCAAACUCAAGUAGCUGGUGAGAUCAAUUCACGUCGAAGCAUUACUGUGCUUGUAGUCGAAAAUGAUGCAUUAGUCUCAUUAUCCACGAAACCAAUAGAAUUUGUUGGAAAUAUAUUGAGUAUGCACGUAUUGCUUGAUUACUACGAUGUAGAAAGGUUCCAAACCUUGCCAAGUAAAACAUCUAUAAUCACCACUCUCUUCCAAACCAAUGGAGUUUGUGAAGGUCUAGAAGGGUUCUUGAAUGCAACAGACUUGGGCACAGGUAGUGUUGUGAUAGGGUCAGCUGUUGCAGGUUCAACGGUAACUGCUAAAUUGGUGAAAUCUGUGGCUGAAGAACCAUACAAUAUAUCAGUGCUACAAAUUAGUCGUGUCAUUUUUCCUAAUAGCAUUAAAAGGGGAAGCCAGUCUCCUAGGAAUCCACCUGCGCCUGGAGGCUUAGUGCCACCAGGCACAACCCCGAAUCAGGCACCAUCAUCAGGAUCAAAAAACCCAACACCACCGAGGACAGCCCCUAACAGCCCAUGGCCACCAAGUACAGCGCCUAAGAACUCAAGGUCACCGGGGGCAGCUCCUAGGAACUCAUGGCCUCCAGGCAAUGCUCCCAGGAACACAGGGUCACCGGCUCCCCCUCCUAAGAAUGCACCAGCACCAGGCAAUGCUCCUAGGAACUCAUUGUCACCUGGUACCACUCCUAAGAAUGCACCAGCACCAGGUGGUGGUCCUAGGAACUCACUGUCACCGGGUGCCACUCCUAAGAACGCACCACCACUUAGCAAUGCUCCUAGGAACUCAUGGCCACCAGGUGCCACUCCUGAGAAUGCACCUGCAGCAUCGGGCAAUGCUCCUAAGAACUCAUGGUCACCAGGUAGCACUCCUGAAAAUUCACCAGUGCCAAGCAAUGCUCCUAAGUCUUCCGUGGGAAUGACCCCCAGGCUAAGUUUUGGUGUUGUUAUGAUAAUAGUCAUAUGCGUUUUUCAAACAUCAGUCAUCUGA